Chironomus riparius is the source of this 1979-nucleotide messenger RNA. NCBI's taxonomy places the organism in Eukaryota, Metazoa, Arthropoda, Insecta, Diptera, Chironomidae. The record is from the annotation of a GenBank genome assembly.
UUAGCGGCAAAAAAAGUAUUUUUUUGUGUUUAUAUAAAGUUUUUAAUAAAUUUAAACGGAAUGAGCAUACUUACAAUAAAAUCGAGUAUGGAACUUAAUAGCUGGAAAGAAAAACUACAUGAUGUGACUGGAAAAUUAGUGAAUGAACCUGUUAAGGAGAUUUUAUCGAGUAUAAAAGAUUUUGAUAGUUCCAGCGUAAAUGAGGAUGAAUAUUUUCGAGUUUUGGCUACUAAGAUGAAUGAUUUAUCAGGACUAAAGCUUCAUUUUGAUGAUUUGGAAGUUAUUGAUCUGAUCACGAAUGUAAUGAUGAUAUCCUCUAAUAAUUCCUUAACAUGCAUCAAGUUUGCUAAAAUCAACUUCAAACUAUUCUACAGCAACUCAGAACUUACAAAAUCAACAGUCUUUCUUGAGAACUUUAUCAAAAGUUUGUGCCUGUUAAUUGUAGAAUCGAUAGCUAAAACUAGUCAAAAUGAGUCACGGAAGUUUGCUAAAGUUCAGCUUUGCAUUAUAAUUGAACUCCAGCAUUUAUUUACACCAGACGAUUUUAGAGGAAAUCAAUACAUUGAGAGAUUAUUUAUCAAGUUAAUUAAUGAAGACAUUUCGGAAUUAGAGGAACAAUUCACAACGAUUUUGAGCAAGCAGCUUGAAAAUUCAAAAUUCUGUCAAGACAUGUUUAUCAUUGAACAAGAAGAAUCUUAUAAUGAUUUCCUUCGAUAUUGUUUGCUCAUUUUACAGCAAGUUGGCAGUCAAGAUGUGACAGAAAAGGAAGCGAAUUUUGUGUGCCUGCUUAUUUCAUCGCUAGCAAAGCAUAUAGACAUACUUGAUAAUGAUACUGAAAUAUUCGAUUACCUUUUAAUAGAAUUAACAAAUUUAAUUGUAAAGCUGAACAUAAGUAAUCAGAAUUUUGAGAUAAUAGAGUUACAGCUGAUUGAAGGAAUCAUCGGAAAUGACUACAGCCUGAGUGUAAUGACUUUCUUGAUAAUGUGUCAAUUUGUAUUGAGUAUUGGAUCCACUGAAGCCAUUAAAUCAUAUUUUGUAUUAUUUCAAGACUUAUUGCUGCACAUGUGGAAUCCAGUGCUUCAAUUUUGUGAGCUACGGCAAGUUUACAUUGGAGAAUUGCUAAAAAUAAUGUACAAUACCGAAAAGUCAAUUGUGAAAAUGCUUAUUAAGCCUAGUUUAAUGACUUUCUUCAAUGACAGCGACGAUAAAAAAUCUGAAGACUUUACUUCAAGCUUCCUAAAACUCAAAUUCGAUCCAACGUCCAAAAACUAUUAUAAUUUAAUCAGCAGUAGUUUAAUUCCAAGUGAAAAGUCAUCAAAGGAACUUAUAUCCUUAAUUCAAGUCAUAGGCUCGUCAGACUGGAAAGUUUUCUCGUCACUAGUCAUUAACAUCAUUGACUUAAUCGCAACGACUAAAGAUCACGAAAAAAAAAUGUUGUAUCUGCUCAAAUUUAAUCCACUUAAAGCCAUGAAGAAACUUGGAAAUGGUUUGCCAAUACAAAUAGCUCAUAAACUUCUUGAAAUGUGCUUAACAUUUAUGUCCAAAACAAAUGGAUGUAACGGACUAAAAAAUUAUAUUAAAACAACAUUGGAUAUGCUAUUAGAAAGAGAUGUGUCGCUGCGUAGACUGUAUUUAAAUUUGAGAAUGAGCAAAACGGUAAUGAUAAAAGAAGAGGAAACGCUAAUUAGUAACAUAGAAGAUAUGCUGAAAGCUUCGAAUACUGUUAGUCUGAAGCACUUGUGUAAAGAGAAAAUAAUUGGACAUAAAGAGGAGUCAUGCCACUUAGAGAAUCUCGAGAAAAUGCUAAUCUACUCGAAAUGGCUGUCGAAUCAAAAUAAUUUAACUCCACGGGAAUCUGAAAUUAUUGAUCAAAUUGUUGCCAAUUUAAAGAAAGUAUCUACCUAGACUUGACAUUGCUGCCUUCUAAAGUUUUGUAUAUAUUCAAAAAUAAAAAGAAUAAAGUUAAAAAUUUUAAAAUU